Helianthus annuus (common sunflower) is the source of this 922-nucleotide messenger RNA. Its product is annotated as FCS-Like Zinc finger 13. The coding region runs from base 96 to 626 and encodes 176 amino acids. The record is from RefSeq and is a predicted model, not a curated record. Lineage: Eukaryota; Viridiplantae; Streptophyta; Magnoliopsida; Asterales; Asteraceae. The transcript is spliced from 2 exons.
CUCCAUCAUUCAUGUAUCCUUCAUGUUCAAUGUUUCUCAACAUAUUUCUCUUAUAAAAUCACUUGACUUAAUUCUCUGUUUAUUGUAAGUUAGCCAUGAGUAACCGGCGUCCCGUGAUCCGAAAACUGAUCACUCCUGGAACAAGUCCAACAAGUCCAACAAGUUUAACAAGUCCUUUGGAGCUUAAAGUUUUGUCACCUACGGGUGUUAUAAACCGGAAUAUGGGUGGGAUUGGACUGGGUAUAGUUGCGGCCCUCGAAAGGGCUGAAUUUAGUGGCAUGGGCCGAAUGUGGUCUCACGCGAAUCCGGUGUCUCGGUUGAGGAUUGUUGGUGAUAGGGGAAAGGUUACUAAAGGUGGUGGGAAAGGUUGCAUUUUUAAUAUUUCACCUGGUGAUGAUGAUAUGAGGCUGCCUCAACCUGAUGGUUUUUUGAAUUCAUGCCAUUUGUGUAACAAAAGACUGCAUGGCAAAGAUAUAUAUAUGUACAGGGGAGAGAAAGCAUUUUGCAGCCCAGAAUGUAGGAGCAGACAGAUAGGCAUGGAUGAGAGACCGGAGAAAUAUUGUAGCUCACAAGCGUCUUCCAGUGGCGCUAGUCGAGUGAUGGCGACUGGGAUUUUUGCGAUUUAGCCGAACAUAGAAGCGUGCUCAAGCAUGAAGCGUGAUAGUGACAUAAGUUUGAUCACAUGUAUCAUCCAAGAUCGCGAGAUCUGGGCAUGAUGAAUCAUAUUUUGUGUACAUAGGGGGUCGUAUAAGUGAGAAGUUUGAAGAACAUCAUGUUCAAGAUUUUCUUUGUUAAAUUCUGGACUGGAUAUAUGCAUCCAUGAUCCAUACAUAAAUCAAUACUUCCUUUUAACAUAAGGAUGUGAUUCUAAUAACAUUGGAAAGAAAAAGAAGAGAGUCAGAUCUAAUGUUCAUAUCUAAAA